This is a messenger RNA of Mesorhabditis belari, 3393 nucleotides long. The record is from the annotation of a GenBank genome assembly. NCBI's taxonomy places the organism in Eukaryota, Metazoa, Nematoda, Chromadorea, Rhabditida, Rhabditidae.
AUGGAUUAUAAAUGGAGCAUCAAUUUAUCGACUCUUCUAAAGAUCAACAAAGGAUUGAAGACGAAAAUCUCGACGAAAGGAAAUGACACGACAACAACCGGAUAUCUUGAAGCAAUCGUUUCUCACUUCACGCACAAUGCGAUACAAGUGAAACGCGGCAACAAAACAUAUCCGGCCACUUUUCCGCUGAAAGUUGUACCCUAUGAUGAGAAGGAGAUCUUUUCACAGCAAGAAACCGUCAAAUUCACGUCGGCACCGUUUCUUCACAUUUACUUCAUUUCUUCAGCGUCUGUCGAUGAAUAUCGGACAUCGAUUCGUCACAAUAUUUCGGAAUGGUUUGCAACUUUGGCGAAUAAAAGCGAUUCUCAAUGGUUAAUCGUAAUUGACACGACACGAGCCAAAGAAAAGAAAAAUCGGUCUCAACUAAUCGACAAACUGAAAAGCGAUUUCAGUAAACAUCAACAAAGAUUGAUAGAGGUUUCGGAAUCGGUAGAACAUGGGUCUUUCUCGGGGCUAGUGCAAGCCGUUAAAACAUGUCUAAACAAUCACUACGAUAUUCUCGUCGAUCACUGGGAUAAACAUCUACGUCAGUUAAAAGACAAUCGGCACGAAUCUUGGGACAUCUAUCACUACGCAAACGAACACAUGGAAUUCGCUCGCUUUUUCUGGAGUCUCGGCUGCUUAGAGUAUGCACUCAAAUUGUACGAUGAGUUGGACGCUUUCUGCUAUACUCUUCUUUCAACAUUACCAAGAGAAAAUCACCCUCCAUGGAUGUCGAUACUAUCGGGAUCGUUAGAAGUUUGUCCAAAGCUUUCGGAAACUGUGCACCUCAAUCAAGUUGGAAGCGAGUAUCAAACGUUUUUGGGAUUACGCCAUCUACUUGUCUCACAACAAAUGCUCAUCACCCUUGGAAUUUAUCAGCAACGAUUGCAUUCGAAUUCGGCAGCACCGUCUAUCAGACACGAUUUUGCCGGCAUCAUCCUUCGAUAUGCUUCACAUUGUCUUCAAAUUGUUGUUGAACAUGGUGCUUUUCAUGAGAUUCUCCCCGACAAAUAUCAGCUAGCUGCAUGGAAAAUCUACUUGGUUUCGGAGACGUUCUCCCUUUGUGAUCUCCUUGCUGAACCAUCAAGUGUCGAGGGUGUCACUUCGGCAACUUGUCAUCUGCAUACGUCUCGAUUUUAUUCGCUUCUUCUCCUCGGUGAACUCGUUUUUUCUGCAUCGGCAACAACUCAAAGAGAAAAAUUCAUCAGCUGGUUUGGAAAGACAGAUUCACUAUUAGCUGAAGCCCUUCUUGGCGACUCGAGCUUUUUAGUACAGUUGCAAAAAUCACACGAUACGACGGCCGUUUUCUUGACGCAAGUGGGAAGAUUCAGAGCGGCCACUGCGCUUGGUGCAAGCUUUGCGACGUAUUUAAAUAAAGAUGGGAUCAUCGACACCUCACUACCGUAUGAAUUAAAGCAAGCUUGUCGACUUGUCGAAAAUGAGACGUAUAGCGAGAAAAAUAUUGGAGACAUACGCAAACUAAUAGCAAGGCUUGACCCUGCAGAAGAUCGAGCGUGUGUUGUCACUUUGUUGAUGUUUUUGUGUCUACAAGAAAUGUCUCCAGAUGAAAAGGAUCGACAAGAAUUCAUCGAUUUUGUGCAAACACGAAGCAACUCUAUGAUAAAUUGUCUGCCGAUCAUCAAAUGCCCAAUUUCGGUCCGUAUUCCACGUGUCGGUCUCUCGAUUCUGAUGCCUGGCGAUGAAUUCUCGAUGACCUUCAAAUUUAUUUCGAAGUUUAAUUUUGAGAUCGAAAACUGUCAUUUUAAAGUGCAGAUGUCCUCGAUUACACAAGAAAUUUUAUGCAAAACACGGCCACCGGCUUUCCAAAUGGGAUAUGAUAAAGAUGAAAGGAAAGCGUUGAUGACUUGCAUCUUUUCGGUGUCCGAGAGCAAAGACGAAAAGAAAGACAAGCAACAUCAAGAGGAGAUUUGGUUUGAGUCAUCACUGGUAGGCACAACUUUAAUGCCUGGGGGAAACGAUGUUGUGUUGACGGGUCAAGUCACGGAAAGAGGCUUCUAUAUUUUGAAUGGAAUCAGCGUCUUUUUGAUGAAUCAGGCGAUUGUUUUGAACGUCCCCUCCGAUGCGAUGACAUCACGAGAAACAGCUCCCGCGCUUCUCGUUCAAAAGACCCCAAACAAGCUCGACGUGGAAAUGCCAAAAAUUUUGAUCGCCGGAAUGGCACAAUCGAUUUGCAUCAUUUUGGAGGCGGGGAUGCGACAAAAUGGCGCAACCGAAGUCGCUGUCGAAACGAGAACAAGCGAUAAAAUGCUCAAAUUUCGAGCUGGGUCGAAUUGGGAGAUCAGUACGAGUUUAUCCGUGCCAUCGCUACAAAAAGGAGAACGGCAUUAUGUGCAGUUGGAGCUGUUUCGAAAUCUCGACGGAAGAGUGAUUGCCGAUCAAAAGGAAUUCAAGGAAAAGAUUUUUAUUGAAUGGAUGGGACAAGUGUGGCCGGUUGAGUUGACUUUUUCACCACUCUUCACAUUAUCGAGUACAACUACACAGCUUGAAGCUAGUUGUUUGUUGGAAACCGAAAUUAGUCGACCUAGUGACUCGAUCUGGACGAUGAUUUUUCAUGAGGCAGACGUUAAAAUAAUCACCGAGGAGAAGAACGACAAUCAGGCCAAUGAACAAGGAGAGACAAACGAUGUGAUCAAGAAAUCGGAAGAAACAACGAUAUGUCAGUUGAUCAAUCCCGAAUUGCCGAUUGCUCAUCCAUCAUCGCUCGUUGCAUUGGUUUGGUCGCUGGGUGCUGGAUCGGAUGAAAUGCUUCGUUGUUGCAUCACGCUCUCUUACUCGGUCACUGAAAAUAACAACGUCGAUGAUUGUUCGCCAAACAACGAAAAGUACAUCUUCACCGAGAUAAUGGACGUCGUAUCGCCAAAGGUUGAGUUUGAGUUGUGUGCACAAAUGUUAUCCCAGCAUCCGGGUGCUCAACUUUGUCGUGCCGGCGCUCCGUGCGAUAUGGUUAUCAAUAUUCGCUCUUUAACAAAUCGGAUUCACGUGGUUUACGCCAGAGUCUCUGCCGAUAAAGAAAUGUGGAACGUGCCGGAUAGCGCAAAGAUCCUUCAAAUCAAAGAUUCUGGGAUAGCGCAAGUUGCCUUCACGGUUGUGCCGCUGAUGGCCGGUUUUCUUCCAUUUCCAUCGGUUGAUCUCUUCAAUGCGGAAACGUCACAGCAACGCAGUGGUGACGGGUUUUGGUCGGAAGAAUUCACGGAAGGGAGCAAUAUUAUCACUUUUCAGAGAACGACCGGCAAACAAAUUCGCGUCCUUGGCGGAAUCGAGAAGCACCAAAAUGAUCGAGAUUUUCGCGACAAUCGCAGCUUUCGCGUUCGAUUCGGAAAAUUAUUCGAU